UACACACCUCCGACACGCCUCCGUUCCUCCAUAUAUUCAGCGUAGCUUCCACUAUCCAUAGUAUUUCAACACAAGAGAACGGUGUAUUAGCUCAACGCACCCCGAAAAAAAGAAAAACAAAGAAUCUAUAUUAUAUCCUGGUACUUCACUACAACGACAACUGAACUAAAGAAGAACUUUAUAAAAAGAAAUCGAAAACAGAGGCAAAAUCCGCCAAGAAGUCCGAAGCAACUCAAACAUAUCGACGUGGCGGGUUGAUUGAUAUUCGCAAACAAGUGGAAUUCAGAGAAUUCGCAACCGAGAAAAAUGUCUCUGGAUCAAAAAGCAAGCCAGCUACAUGUCGCUGACUGGUGUAUUAUCGCCAUUUACUUCGUGUUUUGUCUUGGAGUUGGUCUUUUCUCCAAGUUUCGCAAGCAGAGAGGAAAACAAGAGACAGCAGAAGGGUAUUUCUUGGCUGGUCGGUCAAUGAUGUGGUGGGCGGUUGGCCCCAGUCUGUUUGCCAGUAACAUUGGCAGUGAGCACUUUGUUGGUUUAGCCGGCUCAGGGGCGGCAACCGGUAUAGGCGUGGUCUCCUAUGAGUGGCAGGCCUGCUGGAUUCUGCUGUUGUUAGGGUGGCUCUUUGUACCAGUCUACCUCAAGUCAAGGGUGUUCACUAUGCCUGAAUACCUGAAAAAGCGUUAUCAGAGCGUAUGGGUUAGGACCUAUCUCACUACUGUUGCUCUCAUCUCCUACGUUUUCACUAAAACAUCUGUUGAUAUCUAUGCCGGCAGCGUGUUUCUCUAUGAAGCUGUAGGCUUUAACGUCUAUGUAUCUGCGGCUGUGGUGCUGGUCAUCACAGCAGUUUACACCUUAUUUGGUGGCCUGAUGGCUGUCAUCUUCACUGAUGUCUUCCAAUGUGCAAUUAUGAUCAUUGGGGCUAUAAUCUUGGCAGCCAUGAGUUUUGUCAAGGUCGGUGGGUAUGACGCUCUCUGGAGCAAAUAUGGAUCAGCCGUCGGCAAGCCUUGGGUUGACCCCACACAGAACAUAACCGCUGUUGUCAACACCACCCUGGCCACCCUUAUGAACACAACUGUGGCCCCCAUGACCGCCGCUGCUAUGAACAUGACCACUGCCUAUGCCAACUCCACCUCACCCUCCUCAGUUGAAGCAUGUUACAAACUGACGCCUUACUGGGGGAACAUGUUCCGACCCCUGGAUGACCCUGACUACCCUUGGCUUGGGAUCUGGACAACUUUACCGAUUAUGGGCGUGUGGUACUGGUGUACUGACCAGGUCAUCGUUCAACGGGCACUGGGAGCUAAGAACAACUCUCACUCCAGAGCCGGUACAAUCUUUGCUGGCUUCCUCAAGAUUCUGCCUAUAUUUAUCAUGGUCAUGCCCGGAAUGAUCAGCAGGGUGCUCUUCCCAGACUCCAUUGCGUGCGCGGACAGAAAAAGCUGCUAUGAGCAUUGUAAAAACGAAUGGGGAUGCACUAACAACGCUUACCCAAAACUUGUUUUGAACGUUCUACCUACUGGCCUUGUCGGCCUUAUGAUGGCGGUGAUGAUGGCCGCUCUCAUGUCUUCCCUCUCGUCCGCAUUCAACAGCAGCGCGACCAUCUUCACUGUCGAUGUCUGGAUGAUCUUCAGACCAAAGGCGAAAGAAAGAGAAAAGCUAAUUGUUGGCCGUGUGGUGGUGGCUUUGCUUGUUGGUAUCAGUCUCGUAUGGCUGCCAAUUAUCCAAGGUGCUCAUGGCAGCCAACUGUUCGUGUACAUCCAGACAAUCCAAUCAUACCUGGCCCCUCCAAUCACCAUGGUAUUUGGCCUGGGAAUCCUCUGGCCGCGCCUGUCUGAAGCUGGUGCUCUAUCUGGUCUUGUUGUUGGCUUCUUGAUGGGCAUGUUGAAGUUUAUACUCGGUAAUGUCUACCCACCUCCAGACUGCGGCACACUUGAUGUCAGACCUGGACUGGUCAAGCUACACUUCAUGUAUUACGCUAUCAUUAUCUUCGGGGUCAGUGGCCUAGUGAUGGUUGUAGUGAGUCUGUUCACCAAGCCCGUGCCCUUGGACGAGCUGGGUGGUCUUACUUGGUCCACUUUGAACGACCCUCCACUUGUUGUGGGCGCCAUUGGAGAGGAAGGUGUCGGACGGGACGUCGAGCAACGACCAGCAGCGGUGACCAAUCAUGUGGCAAACGGCACAGUGAUCAACUCCGAGGGUGUUCACCUGAUGGAGAUCAAGGACGAGACCAAACCAGAGGAGAAAGCGGCAAAUGGUUUACACGAAGAGAAGAAAGCCCUGGGCCAAUUGAUCGCGGAAAACGAUCGCUACUUCCUUGACGUUGUCCAGUUCCCUGAAGAAAGCCCAGUAAUCAUGUGGGUAUUGAGGCUCUCUAGUGCCCUCUUGGUCGCCGUACUCGCCUUCCUCUGGAUCUACUACCGAUAAGACAUCGCAAGCCAUCCUCGUGACCCCUAUCUGUUCCUGCUUGCACUCAAGACUGAACAGCCUACGGCGGUAAUAGACACCUUGGGGUAUAUCCAUAGUGACAUAAAAGUUAAAGGCGGUCAACGGCAAUUUAGGGUACAUGCUUCUUGACAGCUAGUACAAUUCUAGACUUGAUGAUCAAGUGCAGUGAAAGACAGUGUAGCUUAAUCACACAAUGAAAAUCCGACGCCAGCCAAUGAUCUAAUACUCUCGUAUUGCAAUAUGUUGAGGCCAGUGUACUGCUUAGGACAGUAUGGAUGGUAUGUCUCACAAACCAUCCAUACUUUUAACCGCCCUAUGGUCUUAGAGGUCAUAACAUCAAGUUAUUGAAGCUCAGCAUUACUAUCGGUAUGCAGUUGGCGCCAUAUUAAACCUCGCUUUGAACUGUCCCCUUACACGUAGCCCUAGACUCGAAAGGCUGUCCGACCAUGACCCCACCCCCCGAUUCUUCACUCCACAGGUUAUUGUUUUUGUCACGUUAGAGAUAUGAUUAUAAGCUAGUUUAAACGACUCACUGCAACGUGCUAGAUGCUACCAAAGGCAUCUGGUGUUUAAUGGUACUUGUACAGUAUGUACUGUGUGUAAAUAGGUAUAUGGAAUCCAUAAACAAGGGAUGAGCCCUUCAGGGACCCUUCCUUGCGUUUAGCACCUCGACCUCGUCUCGUGUUACGCUACCAUAGCGAAACUAUCCCGGAUGUAGAUUUAUCUUAAGGCGAGUCCCGGAUGUAGACUUAUCAUAAGACUAGUUCCCGGAUGUAGAAUAAUCUUUAGACGAGUCCCGGAUAUAGACUUAUCAUAAGACUAGUUCCCGGAUAUAGACUUCUUAUCAGACGAGUUCUAGGUUUCUAGCGGCCUAGUUCAGCAAACCAUCCCCUCUAUUUUGGGCCUUAGUGUUGUUUCUUACAAGCUAGUGUACAAAUAUAGCGGAUUCCCGCGCUCGCAGUGAUAAAAGGCGUUUGCUUCCUUAGUGUUUCUAACUAUGAUAUACGUUUAUAUACUUUGUUAUCAGGAAUAUAAUUAUAAGGAAAUAAUUAAAUAUGUAGCGACAGUAGUAGUUAAAAGGCACGUUUACUCGAAAGGAAAAAAUUGGACAAAACUGGAAAGAAAAAAGUAAUGUUAUUGGAAAUAUUGACUGGAAUGAAGCUGACUCACGUUAUUGACUCGCAGCCAUUUACUCCCACAGAUAUGUUAUUUUCAAUUGGUAUUAUUUAUUGCAAGGUGUACUUAUUGAAUUAUUACAUUUUAGUAAACACAUUUAUUUAAAUCAAUAUAAAGGUGUCUAUAGGUAAUGUGAUUCAAUUUGCAGUUAUUGUUUAUUUAGCUUCAAAAAGCACGUGGUCACUAUGUACUGGAAAGGCCUUAGCCCCUGCCAACAGACCAGUCACCUUCAAAUACGAGCUGUUUUUGAUCCAUAAGAUAAUCUUAGUCUGGGAAAUGGCAAUAAUACUUUACCAUUAUAAAGCGCAUAGGUUUGUAAAUUUUAGCUAAGAAAAUACAUGGUUUGUUGUGUACGAUGUGGUUUGAGAUUAAAAAUAAAAUUAUG
Nematostella vectensis (starlet sea anemone) is the source of this 4003-nucleotide messenger RNA. RefSeq names its product sodium/glucose cotransporter 5. Gene Ontology annotation, biological process: transmembrane transport. The transcript has 14 exons. Gene Ontology annotation, cellular component: plasma membrane. The record is from RefSeq and is a predicted model, not a curated record. Gene Ontology annotation, molecular function: D-glucose:sodium symporter activity. Bases 307 to 2421 code for a protein of 704 amino acids. NCBI's taxonomy places the organism in Eukaryota, Metazoa, Cnidaria, Anthozoa, Actiniaria, Edwardsiidae.